Messenger RNA from Carassius auratus (goldfish), 1818 nucleotides. Its product is annotated as phosphatase and actin regulator 3-like. The record is from RefSeq and is a predicted model, not a curated record. The transcript has 11 exons. NCBI's taxonomy places the organism in Eukaryota, Metazoa, Chordata, Actinopteri, Cypriniformes, Cyprinidae. Gene Ontology annotation, molecular function: actin binding. Gene Ontology annotation, biological process: actin cytoskeleton organization. Bases 271 to 1818 code for a protein of 515 amino acids.
CUUAUGCUAAAUAAGCGAGCGAAAUAAUUCGUUCACCUCAAAUCUCAAAUACACUGAUUCACCGCAACAAGGUCUGUAAAAAAUGUAAAAAAUAAUUGUAUUGUCAGUGGGUCAUAGUGAAGCGCGUACACACACAAAUACCCCAACCCUCAUGACAGACACACUCGGUCUCCUACCCCUUGCACACACACACACACACACACACACACACACACACACACACACACACAGUCACUGUAGAGGGCUCUAAUUCAGCAUGCCUGCUGCUGGAUGCUCUUAGACCGAGACGCAUCCUCCUCACCGUCGGGUUUGACUGCCUCUGAAAGGGAUUUCAAUAUUUUAUUCACAGCUCUCCUCAUGGCUUCAUCGGACGGAAUAGACAAAUGUCUCCUGCACAGAGGCAGAUCUCAAAGUGACCCGAACAUCCUCAGCGAGUCUUGCAUUGAUCUCUCGCACAGCGCAGAUGUGAUGGAGCAGGAGAAGGUGCUGCGCUCCAGCUGUUUGGUGAGUGGAGUCCACACCCCUCCCAUCCGGCGCCACAGCAAGCUGGCAACACUGGGGCGUAUUUUCAGGCCGUGGAAAUGGAGGAAAAAGAAAAACGAGAAGCUGAAGCAGAGCUCUACAGAUGUGGCCUUGGCCUGCGGACUUCACUCUCCAGACCUCAGCUCUCACAUCCAGGGCAUCUCCGAUGCUGAGAUCCGGCUACCUGGCUCCCAGGGGCCCAUUCUUAGCAUCAGUAGCAUGGAGUACCUCAGCUCAGAGCAAGACAUAUUCCCUACUGUGGUAGAUUUUGUAGAGGACAAUGAGACGAUGGAAGAGCCAAAUUCAAAUGAGGAAGAGGAGGAAGAUGAAGAGGCGGGUCCCUCUGUAAAUGAGAAUAAAGACGUUGAGGAAGAUGAAGAUGAAGACGACAGAGAGGAAGAUGAGGAAGAUGAACUGCAGGAACAGUCUCCUACGAGAGGUCAUGGCAAUCUCAUUUCUCAGUUAAGCACGGAGGAAGACCCAAGUAAAGUCAUCAUCGCAUCAGUGCCUCAGUCAAACUCUUUUCUUCAAAAAGAACUUCCUAGAGUCCCUGACGGCCCUAGUCCUGUGGUUUUAAGAGGGCCCUUUACUAAUACUGUGGGCUCGCCACAUAUAGGUAGCAUACACCCUCCACUGACCCCUAGCUGUAUUAUAGAAGAACUGCACCGAGCACUGGCAACAAAGCUCAGACAGGACAGCAUUGAGCGAGAGCCAAGUGGAGAUUGUGAGAGCAGAAAGGAAGCAGAGGAAAACAAGGAAAAUGUUCGACAGGACAACUGCUUUACUGACGCUUCAGGAAUUAUCUACGAUGUUGACAGCUGGAACGACUCUGUCAUUUCUGGCACAUUGCCAAGGAGGAUGAGGAAGGAGCUGCUGGCUGUGAAGCUUCGGAAUCGUCCCAGCAAACAGGAGCUGGAGGACAAGAACAUUUUUCCUACACGGAGCGACCAGGAGAGACAGGAGAUCCGUCAACAGAUUGAAAUGAAGCUUGCCAAGAGACUCAGUCAACGGCCGGCCGUUGAAGAGCUGGAGAGCAGAAAUAUUUUAAAACAGAGGAAUGAUCAGACGGAGCAGGAGGAAAGAAGAGAGAUCAAACAGAGAUUGAACAGAAAGCUCAACCAGAGGCCAACAGUAGAUGAACUAAGAGAAAGAAAGAUUCUGAUCCGCUUCAGUGACUACGUGGAGGUGGCCAAAGCCCAGGACUAUGACAGGAGAGCUGACAAACCCUGGACAAGACUGUCUGCAGCUGACAAGGCAGCCAUCCGUAAAGAGCUAAACGAGUUCAAAAGUACUUGA